Molecule: messenger RNA, 2259 nt
Organism: Thecamonas trahens ATCC 50062
Lineage: Eukaryota; Apusomonadida; Apusomonadidae
Exons: 2
Coding region: 19-1878 (619 amino acids)
Biological process (GO): protein ubiquitination; rescue of stalled cytosolic ribosome
Molecular function (GO): ubiquitin protein ligase activity; ribosome binding
Source: RefSeq, a predicted model, not a curated record
CUCUCUCUGAAGGCCAUCAUGGACGACGCGCAAUGCAUCAUGUGCGUCGAGGACAUAUCGACGUAUGGUCUCGGUCCGUGUAACCACCGCAACAUCUGUGCAAAGUGCACCCUUCGCAUGUGCCAGUUCUAUGGCCGUACAUCGUGCCCGCUGUGCAACACAUCGUUUGAAACGAUUGUUGUGACGACGGAUGCGCAGGUGACGUACGACGCGUGCCUGCACGACCGCCGGUAUGUGGGCGACGACGAGCUGAAGAUGAACGUGCGUUACGAGUCGUCGCAGUUGCGGACACAGUUUAAGAAGAUGUGGCAGCUGUACUGCCCUGUGGGCGGAUGCAGCGCGUCGAUGGGAAAGUCGAACCAGCCGUUUCCCCACGUCCGCAGCCUCCGCAAGCAUCUCUCGUCCAAGCACGGCGCGUUCCUCUGCAUGGUAUGCGAGUCUUCGGGCAAGACGUUCAAAUGCGAUCUGGAGACGUUUGAGUCCAAGGCGGCGCUCCAGCGGCACAGGAAGACACACCCGAUGUGCGAGUUUUGCAACGAGCACUACCUCGACGACGAGGAGCUGUUUGCGCACCUCUCCGAGCAGCACGAGGUGUGCAACCUCUGCGACGAGGCGCACCAGUACUUUGAGUCGCCGGCUACGCUUGCAGAGCACUACUCGAGUGCACACCACCCUUGUCCGCGCGGAUGCAAUGCUGGGCUGUGUGCGUUCCGCUCCAAGGAAGGCUUGCAGGAGCACAUGCUGCGAGCGCAUGCAUCCGAGAUGUCACGGGCGGAGCGGGCACGACUCCGGCAGCUCGACCAAAUCGAAUUCACCUUUGCUGACAGCGGCGCCGAGCGGGUGAGUGCGGAGACUGCCGACUCGCGGCGGUCGCUUGGCGGCGGGCGCGGAGCGUUCCGCGGACGGCUCCGCGGCGAGCCGACGAACCAGGUCAAUGUCUCGUCGCCGUCGUCGUUUCCGCCGCUGCGUAGCUCGACCACCGGCAAUGACAACUCUAGCUCUGGCGCUGGCCGCGGGUCGAGUGCGCGAGUGCCGAGCGGACGCGGGGCACCACCGCCGUCGUCGGCCUCGCGGGCCGAGCGGCAGCGGCAGCGGCUCAUUGCGGAGCGAGAGGAGCGCGAGGCCAGGAACCGGGCCGCGGCUGCGCGCGAUGAGCAGCGCCGACUGAAGGAACAGGCUAAGCGUGACCGUGCUGUCGAGGCCGAGGCUGUGCGGCAGGCGGCUGCUGCGCAGUCGGCGGCUGCUGCUCGUCGGGCGGCGCCAGCUGCCACCCGCGUCUCGCGUGAAGAUUAUAGGGCUCGUAACAAGCAGAUGGUUGCGCGGCUCAAGGCGGCGCUCGGCGGCAACACCACUAAGUUUAAGGCUUUCAAGCUGGCCUCUAAGGAGUACCGCAACUCGGACAUUGACGUCGAUGACUACUACGGGCGCUUUGUCUCGUUGUUUGGCACCGCAAACGCCAAUGCUGUUCUGCCGGACCUCAUUGCUACGCUGCCGAACCCAGCCAAGCGUCAGGAGCUGGCCAACUACCACGACUCGGUGCUGGCCGCGUCGGCGGCAACUAACCAGUCGACAGGCUCGUCAUCAUCCUGGCUUGCUCGGACUGCUGGCGGCGGGGGAGGAGUGGCGGCGGCCGCGGCAGAUCGGCACCUUCUGCCGAUUCGGAAUUCCCGGCUCUCUCGUCGACAGCUUCGUCAUCCGCUGCUCCGUCGUGGCCUGCGCGCAACGGCGGUGGCUGGGGCAGCCUGGCAGCAGGAUCCGGCAGCGGCGGCAAUGGCCGGCGGAGCAAGGUUCUCUUGCGGUAUGGAUGACGUUUGGUAUGAUCUCAACCGGCCGUGGUCUCAACCGGCCGCGUGUCGAAUUUCGAAGGUUGGAGGUUGACUUGAGCAGCAAGUCCAAGUCGAGUUGGUGGCGGUCAGCUGCCAUCGCUUCAACUCCCUUGGCAACACUCUCUUCUCUUGCGGUAUGCGUUUGAGGAGUUGGAGUGAGGCUGGGGACCAAGACGGGGACGGGACGGGUGGGGCCGUGCGGUUCCAGGAGGAGGGUGGGAAAGGAGCGAUGGAGAUGGGCAGUUGAAAGGAUGUGCGGCCGCAGUUGCCCACAUCCACCCCCCCAUCUCUCCUCACAUCCCGUCCUUUCACCCACCACCCCACUCCUCCCCCCAUCCCACUCCCAAGCACAUCAACAACUCUGACACAAAUGGCGUGAUACGUUUUUCCUCUCUCGACAUAAACGCAUUGUCGCGACAUGUCGCAUACCGUU